Parastagonospora nodorum SN15 is the source of this 1929-nucleotide messenger RNA. RefSeq lists its product as hypothetical. The record is from RefSeq and is a predicted model, not a curated record. The coding region runs from base 1 to 1929 and encodes 642 amino acids. The transcript is spliced from 5 exons. Lineage: Eukaryota; Fungi; Ascomycota; Dothideomycetes; Pleosporales; Phaeosphaeriaceae.
AUGUCCAUGUCUUGCCGGAUUCAGUCCGUGUGCUCUCUCCUCCGCAACUUGAAUUGUCAGCAACUCUCCGCCGAUGUCCUCAUCUCACCUGCAUCCUUUUCCAGCCCUGCAGUGCGGGACAUGUCCUGUCCCGAGGAGACGGUUCCCCGACUCACGCAGGGUUGCGAGCACGGUACAUUAUUGGAUCACAAAAUUUGUCUCGGCAGCGGCGGUCGAGAGUACAGAUGCCACAUAAAACCCACCCAUUGGCUGUGCUGGUGGGCCUUGUGCUCAAACGUCAUGUUCCCCACAGGGAAGGCGUCGGGCUCUGCUGAAUCGACCGACAAUGGAGGGGAGGCGCGGAACGAAAAGGAAAGAAGAUUCUUCGAGCACGUACAGCCAACGUUUGCUGUCGAGCUGCCGACAACCACCAGGCUCGAGUUUUUGGAUGAGAGAAAUCCGGCGAAACGCAUUAUUGUGAGGAAAAAAGCCAGGGAAUGGGUCAACCAGAAUAAAUCUGGCGGCAAGAAGAGUCGGUCACGGCGGCGGCCUGCAAAAAAAGAAGAGACGGAAACAGAUGUUGGAUCUACUGAGUGCCAAAAUGCGCAGGUACAAAGGCAUGGAAGUGACGAUGCCGUCAAAGUACCGAGUCCUCUACAAGAUAUUGGCGUGCGUCAAUUCGAUCCUUUCACCGUUCUACCAGACGUUGGCUCGCAAUACGAUCAUCUAUUGGACUACUUCUUGAGAGGUUGCCCUGGCGCAGCACCAAGCCUACAAGAAGGGAGAACAUCCCUCAUCCCAAUCAUGAACACAACAGAUGAGUAUGCGCAAGGGUCACGACACUCCAUCAUACCAUUUGCAUCUGCGAGUACAAUUUUCCAUGAACUGGGUCAGAGCCAGGUGACUUUCGCCCUACUCCUCUAUGCCGUAGUGAGCAUACGAGAAGGCGUAUCCGGAAUAUCUGAUAUACCCGAGCUCUACAACUUCUACAACCACGCCCUGCGCUCCCUCCAAACCUCGCUGUCUGCAGAAAUCGCAUCCGGCGUCUUCUCAGACCACCUCCUCCUCGCGCUCGGCAUCAUCGCCGCCAUCGCAUGCUUCUCAGGUUCUUUCGACACCGCAGUCCUGCACCGCAACGCGCUUGUGAAAAUCCUCGAGAUCAGGGGGAAGGGUAGUAUACUCGCCGGUAUACGCACUACCUCGCCCUGGACGCAGAAAGCUUUGCAAUGGCUCGAACUCCUCAUCGCCAUCCAAACAACCCGCUCCCCUCUAAUCCCCUACAUCCCGCCUGCCCACUCCCUCCCGCUCCCCACACCCCUCUCCUCCGAAGCCCAACGCCGCACAUCCCACACCCUCACAUUCUUCCCGCACCUCGCCGACCCGCUCAAACACAUCGUCCUGCUCCUGCACCAACUCGGCGUCGCGUACAACCGCCUGCCCACACACACGCGCACGGAUGUCUACGUCAUCGCGCCGCUGUACGACGCGCAGUACAGCCUGCUCACGCUGCUGUCGAUGCAUAGGGAGACGGGGGAUUUGGGUGAGGUCGAGUAUUUGCUUGCGGAGACGAUGCAGUUGUAUUUCGCUGUUGGGCCGAGGGCGCAGCCGCCGCAGAUGCGGUUGCUUGAUUUACUUGUUGCGCGGGUGAAAGGCGCUCUGCAGCCGUUUAUUGACAGGGACAUGGAUAAGCCGACGGGGUACGCGGUGGCGUGGGCGCUGUGUGUGGGGUGUAUUGUUGCGGGGUGGGUUGAGAGGCCGGAGGGUGGGUGGUUUUGGGCGAGGGUGAGGGCGCAUUUGGGGGAAUGGGAGGAGGGAGAGUGGAGGGAGAUGCUGGGGGUUUUCCCGACGGCGGAGGGGUAUGUGUGGUUGGAUAUGGAUGGGUUAUGGGGGAGGGUGAGGGAGGUGGGGAAGGGGGUGGUUCACGAAUCCGAAUGCAUCAAGGAGGUGUGA